Messenger RNA from Bufo bufo (common toad), 2741 nucleotides. It is a transcript of the gene PAPSS1, whose product is annotated as 3'-phosphoadenosine 5'-phosphosulfate synthase 1. The record is from RefSeq and is a predicted model, not a curated record. The coding region runs from base 107 to 1981 and encodes 624 amino acids. Lineage: Eukaryota; Metazoa; Chordata; Amphibia; Anura; Bufonidae. The transcript is spliced from 12 exons. Gene Ontology annotation, molecular function: sulfate adenylyltransferase (ATP) activity; adenylylsulfate kinase activity; ATP binding. Gene Ontology annotation, biological process: sulfate assimilation; 3'-phosphoadenosine 5'-phosphosulfate biosynthetic process.
ACGACUGAGGGGGCGGAAUAGAGGCGGACACUCCCCUCCGGCAUCUCACUCCAAGUGCCUGCAUCUCGCUGCUGUUCCCUGGCAGAGCGCCCGACACCCGAGCACCAUGGACAUAACCGAGAACAGGAGCAAGAAGGUGAAGCUGAUCAGCAAGCUGCAAAGCUGGGGUAUGCAGCGGGCAACCAAUGUUACCUACCAAGCUCACCAUGUCAGUAGGAACAAGAGAGGACAAGUUCUUGGAUCAAGAAGUGGUUUUCGGGGCUGCACAGUGUGGCUGACAGGCCUUUCUGGUGCUGGAAAGACCACAGUCAGCAUGGCACUGGAGGAGUAUUUGGUGUGUCAUGGCAUUCCUUGCUAUACUUUAGAUGGGGACAACAUUCGUCAUGGGCUUAGUAAAAAUCUUGGCUUCACCCAGGAAGACAGAGAAGAAAAUAUCCGCCGCAUUGCAGAAGUUGCCAAGCUCUUUGCUGAUGCCGGCCUUGUGUGCAUUACUAGUUUUAUAUCACCGUAUACCAAGGAUCGUAACAAUGCCCGGCAAAUUCACGAGGCCGCUAGUUUGCCGUUUUAUGAAGUGUUUGUGGAUGCCCCUUUGUAUGUCUGUGAACAGCGAGAUGUCAAAGGUCUAUAUAAAAUGGCAAGGGCUGGGGAAAUCAAAGGUUUUACUGGGAUUGAUGCUGAAUAUGAGAAGCCUGAAGCACCGGAGCUGGUCUUAAAAACAGAUUCUUGUGAUGUGAAUGACUGCAUCCAACAAGUUGUCGAGCUGUUGCAAGAAAGGGAUAUUGUGCCGGUAGAUGCAUCUUAUGAAGUCAAAGAGCUGUAUGUACCAGAGAACAAACUUCAGCUGGCAAAGACAGAUGCUGAGACGUUGCCGGCGUUGGAAAUAAAUAAGGUUGAUAUGCAGUGGGUUCAGGUAUUGGCAGAAGGCUGGGGAACACCUCUUAAUGGCUUUAUGAGAGAAAGGGAAUACCUACAGUGCCUUCAUUUUGAUUGUUUGUUGGAUGGGGGUGUCAUCAACUUAUCUGUGCCCAUUGUGCUGACAGCAACCGAUGAGGACAAGCAAAGACUCGAUGGCUGCACAGCUUUUGCACUGGUUUAUGAAGGAAGGCGAGUAGCCAUUCUGCGUCAUCCAGAGUUUUAUGAGCACAGGAAAGAGGAGAGAUGUGCCCGGCAAUGGGGGACAACCUGUAAGGAGCACCCAUAUAUUAAGAUGGUGAUGGAAAGUGGAGAAUGGUUGGUGGGCGGAGACCUGCAAGUCCUCGACCGCAUUUAUUGGGGUGAUGGAUUAGAUCAGUACAGGCUUACUCCAGCUGAACUGAAGCAAAAGUUUAAAGAUCUGAAUGCGGAUGCAGUCUUUGCCUUCCAGCUGCGUAACCCUGUUCAUAAUGGACAUGCACUGUUGAUGCAAGAUACCCACAAGCAGCUGCUGGAACGAGGCUACCGACGACCAGUCCUUUUACUUCACCCACUAGGAGGAUGGACAAAAGAUGAUGAUGUACCCUUAAUGUGGCGCAUGAAACAACAUGCUGCUGUCCUUGAAGAAGGCGUCCUUGACCCAGAAACAACGGUGGUAGCCAUCUUUCCAUCACCCAUGAUGUAUGCAGGUCCAACAGAAGUCCAGUGGCACUGCAGAGCUCGCAUGGUGGCAGGUGCAAAUUUUUAUAUUGUUGGUAGAGAUCCUGCAGGAAUGCCACACCCAGCAACGGGAAAGGAUCUGUACGAGCCUACACAUGGCGCCAAAGUGCUCACCAUGGCUCCUGGUCUCAUCUCCCUGGAAAUUGUCCCAUUCCGAGUGGCCGCUUAUAACAAGAAGAAAAAGUGCAUGGACUACUUUGAUUCUGCACACGCUGAAGACUAUGAAUUUAUUUCCGGAACUCGAAUGCGCAAACUGGCUCGAGAGGGACAAAAUCCCCCAGACGGUUUCAUGGCACCAAAGGCUUGGACUGUGCUGAAGGAAUACUACAAAUGUUUGGAAAAAGCUUAAAUCGGUCUAGCAUCUUUCAUAUUACAUUUUAUGUGGGCCGCAGUGAUGGUUUUGUUUGUCUCUGAAGACCAGAAUUUGUACUACUUUACCGUAUGUUUGGCUUUUCAAUUGGUCUCCAAUUUAAUCAACUGUGAAACGUCAUAAUUUUAAGUUAGCAACGCUCCUGCCGAACACUACCAUUAUGAGCAAUCUUAAACCUUCAGUUGCACUAACCAGCACUGGGUCGCAGGCGACUAAUACAUUUUAGUAUGAAUGUUUCUUUGUUUUCUUGUAGAAUGUCCAAAAAAAAGACAGAGUUCAAGUAAAACCACUUUCACCAUUCCCAGCACACUUCAGUUUCCAGACUUUCUGAGCUUUAGCUUGUAAAAAGCUGUAUGUUGCAGUUAUACAUAAUGAGGGCAGAUUAUGCACCACUGUUACAGCUUAUUUUAAAAUCAGGAUUUACAAAAUUCUUAAAGCAGUUCUUCAUCUUCAUGAGAUUUCUAUUUAAUAAUCUGUAAUGUGUUACUAAUGGGCAUGUAACCAUGGUGGAGAUCAGUGGCCUCUGUUGGACUGUAAGACAGCACUGUUACACUAUGAAAAUAAGCUAAGAAGCAAAUUCAGAAUUUUCAAAUACAAUCGCCAUUUGAAGCACACCUUAACUUUGGCUCAUGCACACGACCGUAUUUAUUUUGCGGUGCAUAAACUGAUCCGCAAAAAAUAUGGAUGACCCCCUUGUGCAUUCCGUAUUUUGCGGAACAGAACAGCUGGCCCCUCAUAG